Cuscuta campestris is the source of this 1166-nucleotide messenger RNA. The record is from the annotation of a GenBank genome assembly. NCBI's taxonomy places the organism in Eukaryota, Viridiplantae, Streptophyta, Magnoliopsida, Solanales, Convolvulaceae.
CGCGUCUGAUUGGGCCCUAGGGAUGGGGCCAAUCUUUUUUUUCCAACCAAACCGAAGGUUUUACCAACUCAGAUAAGACCGGGGCAAAUUAGGGUAAUCUCAAGAUUUUUUGCGCAAGUCGAUCUUCGUCUUCAUAUCCGCCUCUCUGAAUAAUCGAGCUCGAGAUUACUUAGUUAAACACUUGGAGUGGAGAGCAAAGAGAGGAAAUGGCAGGCAAUGGUGAUCGAGUCCCCACAUUGGUAUAUUGGGGAGGUGAAAUUAUAAAGAACGGAUACCUCGGGUCCAUAGAUUAUUCAGAGCCACCGAAAGCCAUGUGUUUCUUGAGUCGCAGCCACAGCAGCUUCAUUGAGCUGUUGGGUGAAGUGCUUGCUGCAAUGAACGCCGAUGAUGAAGAGGUGGACACAAGUCUCACUCUGUUUGGGAAGUACCCAACUACUGUUCCGGGUGGGAAAGUCGUGUUUGUUUCGAUUCCACUCACCGACAAUCCAUCCUGGAAGUGGUUUUUGGAAGCGAACGCGGUUCCUCAGCCUGUUCAUGUGUACGUGGUUGCUGCAAAGAGAGCUCCGGAAUCUUCUACUAAUACUGCCAGGGGGCAUAUGGGUGUGAGGAAGAACAAGAAUCGAGCAACAAUGAAGAUCUUUGUCAAAACCACCACGGGCAAGAAAAUUGCCCUGGAGGUUGAACCAUCAGACACCAUUGCUGAGGUGAAGGAACAGAUUGAGGAGUUGGAGGGCAUUCCCGCUAACCAGCAGUGGCUCAUCUUCGCUGGCAGGCAGCUUGAGGACUGUUGCACGCUUGCGGACUACAACGUCGAGAACGAGUCUGCUAUCCAUCUUACCCUCAGACUGUGCGGUUGUUGACAGUCCGUACUAUGCCCGCUCGUGCGAUGGAACAAAUGAAAAACAAUUCUGCUCUCAUUCACUACAUCAAGUGACGGUAAGACACCAUCAGCCCUAUCUUUUCGCACAAACAAUAGUUAUCGGUGAAGAAUUAUUGUCUGUAAGACACUAGCGGUGUCAUCCUUGAUCUUGUUAAUUAGAUUUGUCCUUAUAUAAAUUGCAUCCGGGACCAAUAUGCAUUUUCAACUCACGAUUUCUUUGCACUUGCGUCUUAAAAAGAUUUUCAGUUUAUAUUGGCACAAAGCCUAAUGAAAGUAAAAUAGUGUA